GACACGCUGUGUUGGCGGGCGUUGCCCACCACCAAAUUCACAGCUCAGGCAGUUUUCUAUGGCCUCGACUUCUGAUGCUCAUUCCCAUCUUUCUGAAUACGAGAUUUGGUGGAGGGACCACUACAACUUCCUCAAAGAAAGGGGUUACAAACUACGAAGUCGUUACAGUCCGGACUGGGUGCCCUCUUGGACGAACACCAACAAACUCUACAUAGAUUGCGAGGACGGAGUCAGGUCGCCACACUAUCUUCUACUAGAUGCACAACGCACUCAAGACGACGUAAAGCGACACCCUUAUGAGAUAGAAAUCGGUCGCUGUUUCAGUAGCCCCCCUCUUAGUCAAGAUCCGGCCAACCAUUGCGUGCCAAUUUACGAUGUUCUGCAGGUGCCCACCGACAGUGAUCUUGCAAUAAUCGUUAUGCCGUUACUUCGAGAUGCUACAGAUCCCUAUUUUGACACGGUCGGAGAAGUCGUAGACUGCAUCCAACAGCUUUUCGAGGGGCUGCGCUUCAUGCACCGACAUCACGUUGCUCACCGAGAUUGCAUGCAAUUGAACAUACUGAUGGACGGCAACAUGUUCAUAGACCCAUGGCAUGCAAGCGACCAAUACAUGUCGGAAGACUUCAAACGCCCGGCCAGGCAUCGUACACGCACGUACUCUCCUUCGCGAUACUACUAUAUAGACUUCGGUAUUUCCCGCAAAUAUGAGGCGACCAACACCAACCCAUUGGAAUAUCCCAUAUUCGGUGGAGAUAAAGAAGUGCCCGAGUUCAAGGAAGACAAUUAUAAACCUCGGAACCCUUUUCCAACUGAUGUUUGGUAUCUUGGGCAUGCCAUCCAAGAAACAUUUCUUGACCACUACUCAGGCGUGAAAUUCCUGAGCAGUCUAGUAUCAGAUAUGAUGCGCUCGGACCCAACACAGCGGCCAAAUAUGGACGAAGUUUUUUCUCGAUUCCAGAUUCUACGUCAGGGCUUCAGCAACUGGAAAUUACGUUCCCGGGUGGCUCAUGAUGAAAAGCGAUCUCUUUUUGAUUUUAUAACCCACUGGGCCCGUCGCAUUCAAUACACAGUACGCAGGAUUCCCCCAACGCAUACCUCGCUGGCAUAGAACGGACUUUUUUGUAACUAGUCUCCUACAUUGCACGAGUUCUCUGUCUAUAAGUACUUGUGUUUAUAGAUGAGGCGUCACAAUGACUGCACGCUGCGUGUACGUCCACUGAUGUACUUAUCGACGUUCUCCAGGGUUCUACU
This is a messenger RNA of Suillus clintonianus, 1251 nucleotides long. RefSeq lists its product as uncharacterized. The transcript has 6 exons. Gene Ontology annotation, biological process: protein phosphorylation. The coding region runs from base 59 to 1108 and encodes 349 amino acids. NCBI's taxonomy places the organism in Eukaryota, Fungi, Basidiomycota, Agaricomycetes, Boletales, Suillaceae. Gene Ontology annotation, molecular function: protein kinase activity; ATP binding. The record is from RefSeq and is a predicted model, not a curated record.